Molecule: messenger RNA, 1233 nt
Organism: Solea solea (common sole)
Lineage: Eukaryota; Metazoa; Chordata; Actinopteri; Pleuronectiformes; Soleidae
Gene: ak3
Product: adenylate kinase 3
Exons: 5
Coding region: 187-858 (223 amino acids)
Biological process (GO): nucleobase-containing compound metabolic process
Cellular component (GO): cytoplasm; mitochondrion
Molecular function (GO): ATP binding; AMP kinase activity
Source: RefSeq, a predicted model, not a curated record
AAAAAAACACAAUCCAAGGUCCACAUACUUGCAGGAAAAGACGCGCCCACUCUUGGUUACGUCGCUAUAUUUUCUUGGGAAGGAAAGUGAACCUGCUUUGAUCCGGACUUGGCUGCGAAUCCAGCUCUGAGGGGCGACAUAGUCCGACUAUUACAUUCGUAGAGAUUAAGCAUUAUUCGUGCAGUGAUGGUUCUCCAGAGGCUUUUUCGUGCCGUCAUCAUGGGACCACCGGGCUCGGGGAAAGGAACUGUGUCCGAGCGCAUAAUCAAAAGUUUUGGGCUGCAACACCUUUCAAGUGGGGACAUUUUGAGACGCAACAUCGAGGCCAAAACUGAGCUCGGUCUGCUGCUGAAGGCCUGUAUUGAUCAGGGUCAGCUGGUACCCGAUGACGUCAUGUCCCGUCUCAUCUUCCGUGACCUGAGAGGGCUGGGACAAAGCAGCUGGCUGCUCGACGGUUUUCCCCGCACAGUGUCCCAGGCCGAGGCGCUGGAUGACGCUUUCGUCGUGGACACAGUCGUGAACCUCGAUGUUCCGUUUGACAUCAUCAAACAGAGGCUGACCUGUCGCUGGACUCACCUUCCCAGUGGCAGAGUCUACAACACAGAUUUUAAUCCACCUCAAGUCCAUGGUUUUGAUGAUCUGACAGGAGAGCCUCUUGUCCAGAGGGAGGAUGACUUACCAGAGACAGUGACACGGAGGUUGAAGUCCUAUGAAAACCAGACAGAACCUGUUUUAGAGUAUUACAGGAGUAAAGGGGUGCUCGAGUCGUUCUCUGGGACAGAAACCAACAAGAUUUGGCCACACAUUGAGGCGUUCCUACACAGAAAACUACCAUCUAUCAAUGAGAAUGUUGCAUAGAAACACAGUAGGCAGAUGAAGUUUACCAGCGGAAAAACCACGUCGAGGGCCAUCUGUGUGGCAAAACAAAAAAACAGUAUAAUGUGAGGAGUGGCAAGCAUGCAGUAGGUAACAGGAGGGAAUGGUGAGACAACAGAUGUUGUUGAAUUGUUUAAAUGUUAGUUGAUAGAGCCUAUAAUGUGCCUUUAGAAAUAUUACCAGACACCAGUGAAUUUAAUAUUAAGGUCUUCCAGUGUGGAACACAAAGAUGUUGCACAAUGACAAUGAAUACACGUUUUUUUUUAACUUUAAGGUUUGUGGGGACUUUUUAACACUUGUUGGCAAACUGCCUCGUUGUGACUGUUUCUGAUACAGAGAGGGAUUCACCGUGAAAAA